AAAAAUGGAGAAGAAAGAAAUGUUGAGACAGCAAUUAGUGGAUGUUUAUGGAGUCCCUCUCUUCUAUACUAUCGCAGAAGCAUGGUCCCAGGUAGAAGGAUUUGAGGCCAGAACAGACGAUCUUCUCAUCACUACCUAUCCCAAAUCUGGUACCACUUGGGUCAGUGAAAUCUUGGAUCUGAUCUAUAACAAUGGAGAUGUAGAGAAAUGCAAACGAGAUGCUAUAUUCAAUCGGGUCCCUAUCAUGGAACUGAUAGUGCGUGAAUCUAUAAAUGGUAUUUCUAGUUAA
Messenger RNA from Sarcophilus harrisii (Tasmanian devil), 289 nucleotides. RefSeq names its product sulfotransferase 1 family member D1-like. The record is from RefSeq and is a predicted model, not a curated record. NCBI's taxonomy places the organism in Eukaryota, Metazoa, Chordata, Mammalia, Dasyuromorphia, Dasyuridae. The transcript has 2 exons. Gene Ontology annotation, molecular function: sulfotransferase activity. Bases 5 to 289 code for a protein of 94 amino acids.